AUGCUUGCUGGGGCGUAUCCAAGCUUGUUUCGGAAAUCGACAGAUUACAUUCAGUGUAAUUAUGCUAUCAUCAAGUAUUGGACAGAAAUCCUAACAUACGAAGAAGUUACACUAUAUUUAUCAAAAACGGGACGAAAAAGGCCGCUUGUUCUUUGUGGCCCAGAGGGAGUUGGUUGUUUGGAGUUGAGACAACGUUUGGCUGAAU
Cercopithifilaria johnstoni is the source of this 205-nucleotide messenger RNA. The record is from the annotation of a GenBank genome assembly. Lineage: Eukaryota; Metazoa; Nematoda; Chromadorea; Rhabditida; Onchocercidae.